AUGGUUUGGUAUGCUGUGGUGUGGAGACUGGAGUCGGAGUGGAUUUGAGGAUAUAUAUAGAGGGUUGGUACUCGGUCGGUGAAGAGGAAGAAUUUUUUUUUUCGAAAGGUUAUAUGAAGACGAUUGUUCUUUGACUUAUUGAUUGUUUAAUUGCUAUAUAUAUAUAGACGAAGAAGAAAUUUAUUGAAGGUUUUGUUUAAUAUUUAUUUACUGGUACCUUCGGACAGACAAACAGACAUACACAUACAGGCAGUAUAUACAGAAGAUAAAAUGUGUUUAUUCAAUAGUAAGCAAUCCCCUUCCCACUCAAUCCCAGCUUGAUACAUUCUACUCCGUCCAACAUUCUUACCCCAACUUCUCCAAACACCCUCUCUAACAUAUUCUUCCCUAUAGUCCCAAAAGACGAAGACAUAGUCUUUGUCGACCGUCGAGCUCCCCGCCGCAAAUCCACUCAAAUAGUCCGUCAACGACGUUCCUCUCACUCCCGCCCCGUUUCCCGCGUCUCGGAAACAAUCAUAAGACAACAUAGCCACCACCGACCCUCUACAUCCAUGACUGAAAUCCACCGACAUUCAACUUCAAUGUCCGAAAUGCACCGCGCUCAAAGUCACAGACAUUCUGCCUCUAUGACGGAAAUCCACCAAGCUUCUACUCCUCCAACUCCCAAACCAGUAACUCCUGUUCCUGUUCACGCUUAUAUGGCUCCGCCGACUCCUCCAGCCUCAAAUUUUGGUUAUCCUCCCCCCCAUUUGGCUGCUGGUGGAUAUCCUCCCCCCCAUUUGGCUGCUGGCGGAUAUCCUCACCCACAUUCGGUUGCUGGUGGAUAUCCUCCGCCUCCUAUGUCGGUAGCUCCUCCUCCACCACAUCAAUAUAUACCACCUCCCUCGCCACCAGUUAUGCCCCCAAGCCCAUUACCAUCAUACCGCGAUUUAUCACCUCCUCGAGUCCCUACUCCCCCAGAAGAAAGCCGAGUCGAAUUAAUAAAAGUAGAAGAGGAACACUGGCCACCACAUUCACAUUCACAUGCACAUGCACAUGCACAUGCACAUUCACAUUCACAUUCACAUUCACAUUCACAUUCACAUUCUCACGGAAGAUCAAGUCCAAGCGCAAGUCAUGUAUCCAGAAGAAAAAGCAGAAGAGGAAGUGUAACGAGCGGCAGAGAUAGAGAAAGAGGCGACAGAGAAGAAAUCUACAUUCAACGCGACCGCAUCAUCGAGCGCGGAACACCAUCUCCACAUCCCCCUUCAAGUCCUAGCUCCUUCGCCAGAAGAGGAAGUAGAAGUAGCCGGGGAAGCGGAACCCCGGAACCCGUUCAGAGUGGUUAUAGAACUGUAGAGGGUACGGGAUGGGAUCGGGAUCGGGAUCACGCGGACAGAAGACCUAUUACUCCGAGUGGGUAUAGGGUUGUUGAGAGCCAGGGUGCUAGGAGGGGUAGUGGUGUGGGAGUGGGUAGUGUUCAUAGAGAGAGGGAGUGGGAGAGGGAGAAGGGUUCGAUGUCUGGCUCAGGGUCUGAUUUUGGUGGGAGGAGGGGUAGUGUUACGUUUGAGAAUGGGCCGAGGAGUUCCGGGAGGUUUGUGGAGAGGGAGAGAGAAAGGGUGGUUAUGGAUGAGGGGGGGAGGAGGAGAGAGUUUUAUAGGAGGGGAUAGGUAGUUGAGAGAUGGGGUUGAUUGAGGAGGAAGAUGUUUGGAUGUUGUUUGGAUUUUUUUUUAUACCGUCAGCUUAUCUGUAUAUUGAUGUUUGUGUAUAAUGAGCAAGCGAGCGAGCUGAAAUUUAAUAGAAAUCUUAAUCUUAUUAAUGUUUAUAUUUAUUUAUUAAUGAUCUUAUUUUGAUAUCCAAUACUUUAUUUAACGUAUAUAAAUAUCUAUCUAUCUAUCUAUCUAUCUAUAUAUUAUUAUAAGAUAUUAUAUAACGUUUUUCAAAAUAAUAAAGUAAAUUAGAUUAUAAUUAGUGAUAAAUACUUUAGUAUAUCUUGUUUUGUUUAUUUUAGUUAUUAUUAAGAUUAUAUUAUAAGUCUUAGGUAAAACUCGAUAACCAUCCUCCUACGAACCAGGAUACAGAAUAAAGUAAUGCUAAGUA
This is a messenger RNA of Sclerotinia trifoliorum, 2079 nucleotides long. NCBI's taxonomy places the organism in Eukaryota, Fungi, Ascomycota, Leotiomycetes, Helotiales, Sclerotiniaceae. The record is from the annotation of a GenBank genome assembly.